GUAAAUUUUCUGCGUUUCACAACACUGAAACGUAAACUUUUUAUUGGGUUGAAAAGUCUUGUCAAAUCGCUUUAAUUUGUUAAAAUCUGGGCGAAGAGGUAUUCACUUAUUUUUUCCAGGAAAAUUUACGGCAAUAGAACUUUCCCGAUGUCCACCAACAAGGAGAGCAAAAUGAUUGACGAAAAACCCACCAAUGAGCAGAAAAAACAAGAUGUGUCACCCAGGACUCCGACAGACGACGAUGUGGUGAACAUUUUUUGCAACCUGUCGGUGCUGCCGGAUAUCGAAAGACAUCUCCAGCUGCUGUAUCGACCCUUCACGUGCCAUGUGAACACGAAUUGCGUGUACGACCUCCACGCACUCCACGAAGUGCUUGAGAACUCUCGGUACGAGCCGGAGAAGCACUCGGCCCUGUUCGCCCAACGGGUCUAUCCGGUGUGCACCCUGACGAUCUACGCCAAUGGGAACGUCUUCUGCAAGGGCUACAGCCGCGAUGGUGCCCGAGAGGGCCUUUCGAAGUUCGAGGAAAUUCUGGAGGUUCUGGGCUACACUCCGGCGUUUUACAAUUUGAAGUACAAUGUGGUGAACGCCACCUUCUGUGUGCCCUUUCAGCUGGAUCUGGAGUGGCUGAAGGUGGAGUCCUAUACCAACAUCAUAUUCGACCAGAGCCAGCCGUUCAUCUUUCACAUAAUGCCCAAGACCGAAAUCAAGUUCGCCAUCUUCCCCACGGGCUUUGUGUACGUCCUGGGCUGCCGGCUGCCCAACGAAACCAAUGAUGCCAUAGCCUUCAUCUUGCCCAUUCUGUACCGCUUCAAGGCGGAGAGUAACCGGUCCCAGCCGGACCUGUCGCUGAGCCUCGGCGACAUCAGCUCCAGCCUCUACUGGGAGGGAGAGUUCCAAAAGCAGCACGAUUUCGCAAUGUCUUGGUAGUCCAUAUCUGCAUCCCAGGUGUUGCCUCCUUCUGAGGCAUGAUUGCUGAAUGUAUAAACUUUUCAUGUACGAGCGUGUCCGUAAUAAAUGUCGGGCCGUUGCCUGGAGACAAGUACUUG
Molecule: messenger RNA, 1049 nt
Organism: Drosophila miranda
Lineage: Eukaryota; Metazoa; Arthropoda; Insecta; Diptera; Drosophilidae
Gene: Trf5
Product: TBP-related factor
Exons: 2
Coding region: 148-930 (260 amino acids)
Biological process (GO): DNA-templated transcription initiation
Molecular function (GO): RNA polymerase II general transcription initiation factor activity; DNA binding
Source: RefSeq, a predicted model, not a curated record